CCUGCUGCUCUCCGAAAUUUAUUGGGAACAGCGAAGCGCCGAGCCGAAGGCCGGAGGGUCCUGUGGAGCGGUCUUCUCCUCGUCUUCCUCCAGCUCCGCGUCUAGCGAUCGGAAGGCUCGAGCGCGACGACCCGGGGUGACGUUUCCACGGCCCGCUGCCCCGUGGCAUGUGACUCCCCUCGGCCACGGCUGUGGUAGAAGCAUCGUGGGAACAGGUGAGUGCCGCCCACCGGACGUCCGCAGGAGCGCCAUGCCGGUGGAGACGCUCCAGGCCAGCCACCCAGCCAUGAAAGGCGUCUCGGCGGCCACCGCACCGUUCACUUCGGCCAUGCCCUUCCGAAUCCUGAACAAGGGCCCCGAGUAUUUCCGCCGGCCGGCAGCGGCCAACAGCGCCGCCAAGAAGCUCAGCGCAGUGGAGAGGCUGGAGGCGGACAAGGCGAAAUAUGUCAAAAGCCAGCAAGUGGCCAGCACCAGGCAGGAGCCGGUGAGACCGCUUUUCUUCAAGCAGCCGCUCUUCACGCCUGGGGUGAGAAGGGUGAUGCUCACCCCGAGUCGCAAGACCCCGCAAGGGGGGCGCCGGGCCGAGGUCUGCGGGGCCAAAACCUCCCUGAACCUGGAAAUCCUCAACAACCUGAUCAACUUCUGCGACAGCCCCCUCUCCUUCCCCAAAGCGGAGAAGAGCCCCAUGGAGAAGAAAUGGAUGCCCGAGGCCCACGGCCGGAGCCCCGGGAGUCUCCCGCCUACCCCGAGGAAGAAGAGCCCCACAGAUGGCAUGAGCAAGCUCUCGCAGAGCUCGGCCUCCUCCAAGCCCCCCAGCACCGUUGCUGUGCGCAGGGUGGACGUCCGGCCCUGCGGGGUGCUGAAGGCAAGGGUCACCCCCACGAUCCAGCUGAGCCCUGUCCCCCCUUUGCCGGCCCACCCCAAGAUCCUGCCUGGCAGCCCCCUAAACUCCCCCAGCCCCUGCGGCGGGCUGCGGCCAGAGAGCGCCAAGCGCCAGACCUUGUUGCACCGAUCCAAAUCGGACCUGAGCGACCGGUACUCCCGCGCCACGGCCGACUUGGAGCGCUUCUUCAACUACUGCGGCCUGGACCCCGAGGACGUGGGGGACGUGGAAGUGGAGCGGUUCACCCGGGCCAGCUCGGACAUUGUGUCUGUCAAGUUCCACAGCGUCAGCACGGCCAGCUCGGAGGGGACCCGAUCCCGGCGCAGCGCAAUCACCUUGGAGGAGAGGCAGGCCGAGCGCAUGCCUUACGGCAUCUCCAUCAUUGAGCGCAACGCCCGGGUCAUCAAGUGGCUGUACGGACUACGGCAAGCCAGGGAGUCCCAAAAGGUAUCCAACGUAUAGCAGCCCAGUUGCAGGCUCCGACAGGAGGAGAAGGAAAAACAGAACUUUUCUCUUUGUGUGUGUGUGUGUGUGUGUGUGUGUGUGUGUGUGUGUUGCUAUUUACAGUUGGAGGAAAACUUUUGCAGCUGUUGCAUGGUUUCUGUUUGUGUCCCCUUGAGAAGUGUCGGGUCCGUGUGUGGUGGUGGUGGUGGUGGGGUCGUUCUGAUCUGAAUUGCUGUGGUCGUUUCCGUCACAUUGGCCAGAACAUUCACCUGCCGAGAAGAGCAUGUAGACAUAACAUUUGACACCAAGAGAGACAAAGAUAAAAAACAGCAGCUUUAGAAUUUCUAUCCCACUUUUCUUUUAUAGGAGUGAUCGGUCUACAUCCAGCCUUAUCCAACCUGGUGCCCUCCAGAUACGUUGCACUACAAUGCCCACCCUACUGGCUGGGGGUGCUGGGAGUUGUAGUCCAACACCUGUGAGGAACCACCAACAGGUUGGGAAAGGCUGUUCUGGGGUGAGCAGACUGCUAGAACCUUGACAAAUCCUGUGGGGGAUGCACAAUGCAGCCGGCUAAGGAAGAAGCUACCAAAAAAUAUAAGGAUAUUCCAAAGCUACCAUGGGGGACAAACCCCCUAGGAACAGGGGUUAUUUUUGCCUUGUGGGCAGCAGAUUCCAAAUGCAAUCAAAGCAUUAGUUUUUGCUCCCAAGGAAUCGAUCCGCACCUGUUUGCGUGCUCCGCCCCGAGAACCCGCGUAUAGAUGUAGCAGGCAUGAGUUUUAGCAAAGGCAACAAUGGAAGUCUUAUGGCUGAGAGAGCUGUAAAAAAACAAACCACACACCCAGGCCUAUUGUGGGUUAGGCAGAGGAAUGCAAGCGGUCUUUGUACGCACCCCGGAAACACCUCCUUGGCCUGGUGCCCGGCAAAUAGCCGAGCACCUGCGGUAGCAUCCUGCACAAAGGAUUUUUCCAGCAGUGGCAAAACUGGGCAGCUCAACAGAGUCUGAUCCUGAGCUGCCGGAUACGAUGCUGGGGUGCUGAGAACCUCCUUUGAGGGUGUCGGAGAUGUGUUUGUAACCUUUCUGCAAAGUGUGCCUUUCCUUCAAGGGUUGGCAGUCAGUGUUGCCGGCUGCCAAUUUCCUCUCCAGUCUGCCCUCUCCCCUCCACCUCUAGGGAAAACACCUUGUUUGCAAAAGCUUGUGGUUCUGGGCACAUUUUGGUGCGUCCUUCAUAAAAAAAACCCCACCACCCCACUCUCUCUGAUCUUAUCAUUCAUCCCUACAUCCUUUUGUUUCCAGCGCACUGUCAGCGCUGGGAUGGUUAAUCUGGAUGAACAGGCUGCUAUUGACAACAAGGACCUCGGACAGGACAAACUUCUUCAGAUGCAGCUUUGAUCAUCCACGUCUGGCUAAAAACCUUCAUUGGAGAAAAACAAAAACCUCACAUGGGAAGGCAGUUUAGAAGGCAGCGGCCAAUUAAAACGAAACGCCAAUUCCUCUGAAUCGUUUAGGGAAAUCAAAGUUGCUUUGGGGCGGUUGGUUUGCAUAACGGCUGGAACGGAAGAAGGAUUUUCUCCACCAGUCACUCGACAGGCAGUAAAUGGGAAGGGAGGGGAGGCAGUGCAGUGCAUCUUCCCCAUGUUUGCUGGGGACUUGCUGUCAUGCCUGUUCCUUGGAAGACGCAGCUGGCUUCCGUACGGGAGUUUUGAUUCUAUUCCGGUACUCAAAUCCACUUCCAAUUGCACUUUUUUGCCCCAAACCUUCUCUGUUUAUCUUUUUGCUACCUGGUGAUGUUCGUUUUUUUUAGCCUUCCCCAAUAUAGUUGCUCUCCAGAUGUAUUGGACUGCAACUCCCAUAAUGUUCAGCCAAGGAUGGCCAAUGCUAUGCUGACUGGGAAUGCUGGGAGUUGCAGUCCAACAGAUCUGGAGGGCACCAGGUUGGGGAAGGCUGAUGUAUUUAUUUGAUUAGCCAACUGAUCCUUUGACAGGAGUGGGAGACUUUCUGGGGGGACCCUUUCUAGGGGGACCCUUUUUGAUCUUCUGGGGGGGGGCAGAACUGAGCAGAGCACUCUAGAAAACUGCCUGAUUCUCUGUUCCCUGGCGGGAUGGGGUUUGGCCGCUCAAGUCUUGUUCCAUCAUGGGAUUUCUUGUUAAGGAGUGGGGGGCCAUAAUCCCUUUGACCACUGUGAUAGGCUGGCAACAGAAUUUUGGUAGGGUGUUUAGCCAUGUGGGCGUCCACCUACCUCUGUGGGGUCACCCAGGUUUCUAUAGUGUGUUUAGUGUGUGUGUUUGUGUGUUUGUGUAUGAGUGUGCCGCCUUCCUCUGUGUUCCAAAACUCUGAGCCCCACCCACUUUGUAAUGCCUGUUGCACUGAAGAUGCCCUAACCCUAUUAUUUAUAAUGUUUCUUCAUAUUUGUUCUUUCUAAGUUUGUAUAGUAUUUUGUGCUGAAGGGGAGAAAAAAAAUCUGGCAACUUAUUUGUAUUAAAGUCUUAUUUGUAUUAAAGUCUUGUUCUUUAAAGAAUG
Molecule: messenger RNA, 3845 nt
Organism: Elgaria multicarinata webbii
Lineage: Eukaryota; Metazoa; Chordata; Lepidosauria; Squamata; Anguidae
Gene: FAM110A
Product: family with sequence similarity 110 member A
Exons: 2
Coding region: 251-1345 (364 amino acids)
Source: RefSeq, a predicted model, not a curated record